AUGGCCACCAUAGCCUGCACAGCUUCAAAGCCCCUCUCUUCAACCACCCACCCUCUAAUCUCUCUUCUCGAGAUCUGUGAAUCCAUGGACCAGCUUCAGCAAAUUGACUGUCGAGCAAUCAAAACAGGUCUCACUCCCAACCCAGUUCUUCAAAACAGAGUAAUGGCCAUUUGUUGUACCUACGAAUGCGGCGACUUGAAAUAUGCUCCUCACCUGUUUGAUGAAAUGCCUGAACCGAAUUUGUUCAUCUGGAACACCAUGAUCAGAGGCUUCCGGUUGGAUUCUCCUGAGCUUGGAGUUUCUUUGUACCUGGAAAUGUUGAGGAGAGGUGUUAAGCCUGAUAAUUACACCUUCCCUUUUCUGUUCAAGGGAUUUACAAGAGACAUUUCAUUGCAAUGUGGAAGUGAGCUUCAUGGCCAUGUUCUGAAGCAUGGGCUGCUGUCUAAUGUCUUUGUUCACACUGCUUUGGUACAAAUGUAUCUUUUGUGUGGCCUACUGGACAUGGCUCGUGGGGUCUUGGAUGCUGGUUCUAAGGCUGAUGUGAUUUCUUGGAAUAUGAUGAUUGCUGCUUACAAUAAAGUUGGGAAGCUUGAGGAAUCAAGAAGACUUUUUCUUGGUAUGGAGGAAAGACAAGUGCUGCCCACCACGGUGACCCUUGUUUUAAUCCUUUCAGCUUGCUCCAAAUUGAAGGAUUUCAAAACUGGGAAGCACGUUCGUAGUUGUGUGAACAACUGCAAGGUUGAGAGCAAUUUGGUUCUUGAAAAUGCUCUGAUUGAUAUGUAUGCUGCUUGUGGGGAAAUGGAUUCUGCCCUUGAGAUUUUCAGAAAUAUGAACAACAAGGAUAUCAUAUCUUGGACGACCAUUGUAUCUGGGUUUACCAACUUGGGAGAGAUUGAUGUUGCUCGGAACUACUUCGACCAAAUGCCUGAGAAAGACUGUGUUUCCUGGACUGCCAUGAUUGAUGGAUACCUCCGCAUGAACCGAUUCAAGGAAGCAUUCGAGCUAUUCCGCCAUAUGCAAGCAAUCAGUGUAAAGCCUGAUGAGUUCACUAUGGUCAGUAUUCUUACUGCUUGUGCACAGCUAGGGGCCCUGGAAUUAGGAGAAUGGAUAAAGACUUAUAUCGAUCGGAACAAGAUCAAUAAUGAUGCAUUUUUUAGAAAUGCUUUAAUAGACAUGUACUUCAAGUGUGGAAAUGUUGACAAAGCAGAAAGAGUAUUCAGAGAGAUGCACCAGAGAGACAAGUUUACCUGGACAGCCAUGAUAGUUGGCCUUGCAGUUAAUGGCCACGGUGAGAAAGCUCUUGAUAUGUUUUCUAAAAUGCUAGAAGCUUCAAUUUUGCCAGAUGAUGUUACUUACAUUGGAGUUCUUGCUGCCUGUACUCACACCGGCAUGGUCGAUAAAGGACGAGAGUUUUUCCUUAGCAUGACAACCCAACAUGGUAUUGAACCCAAUAUAACACACUACGGUUGUCUGGUUGAUCUUCUUGCUAGAGCUGGUCAUCUAAAAGAAGCCCAUGAAGUUAUCAAGAACAUGCCAAUAGAACCCAAUUCAAUUGUCUGGGGGGCUCUUCUAGCUGGUUGUAGAGCUCAUAGAGAAGCCGAUAUGGCCGAAAUGGUUGCAAAGCAGAUUCUCGAGUUGGAGCCUGAGAACGGUGCAGUCUAUGUUCUCCUGUGUAAUAUAUAUGCAGCUUGCAAGAGAUGGAAUGACCUGCGAGACCUGAGACAGAUGAUGAUGGACAAAGGAAUCAAGAAAAUACCUGGUUGCAGUUUGAUAGAGAUGAACGGCACAGUUCACGAAUUCGUAGCUGGGGACCGGUCACACCCUCAAACCAAAGAAAUUGAUGUUAAGCUAGAAAAAAUGACCCAAGACCUGAAAUUUGCAGGGUAUUCACCUGAUACCUCAGAAGUGUUCCUUGAUAUAGCAGAAGAGGAUAAAGAGAAUUCAGUCUUUCGUCACAGUGAGAAGCUGGCCAUUGCUUUUGGACUCAUUAAUUCACCGCCUGGGGUCACAAUUAGAAUUGUGAAGAACCUUAGAAUGUGCCUGGACUGUCACAGUCUAGCAAAGUUGAUCUCAAAGGUGUAUCAUAGGGAAGUAAUUGUUAGGGACAGAACCAGAUUCCACCAUUUCAAACAUGGUUUAUGUUCGUGUAAAGAUUACUGGUGAUGGCGUUGAAUUCUUGAAUCGA
Messenger RNA from Cucurbita moschata (crookneck pumpkin), 2185 nucleotides. Its product is annotated as putative pentatricopeptide repeat-containing protein At3g15930. Gene Ontology annotation, biological process: RNA modification. Gene Ontology annotation, molecular function: protein binding; RNA binding; zinc ion binding. The record is from RefSeq and is a predicted model, not a curated record. NCBI's taxonomy places the organism in Eukaryota, Viridiplantae, Streptophyta, Magnoliopsida, Cucurbitales, Cucurbitaceae.